AUGGGCGGGGCCGCGAUUUCACCCGCUAUUGUUGCCGCCGGCCGAUAUGCGGUCAUGGUUGCGGCUGCCGUCCAACAGCAAAUGCGGUGUUGUAUGCCCGCGGUGGUAGAUAAUCAACUUCAGAAAUUCGAAACUGACCCGGAAAUCAGGCAGCUUGUUGGCCCAUCACAAAUAGCUUUUGCCGGAUUGCUUCAUGCGCCACCGGCGGAACGACGUAACGCAUUAUUGCAAAGCUGUGUUGAUCGGCAACAACCUCGUUUACCCAUCACAUUUACGCAGUUUGGUUAUAACAGCGAUUUUCCUUUGUCUUCAUGUACAGUCGGUCAGGAGGAGAUAAUAUUUGAAAGUCGAUUUAUCCUGAAUGGUGUUUGCGUAAUUCUACGUGGUAUCCUGAAUCGUGAAUUAAUGACAGGUUCUAGUACUUUACAAUUUGAUGAAGAAAAAGCUGCCGAAGAGGAACUUCAUCGACAACAAGCAAUGCAACAAUAUGGUGAUCGGAUACAUGCCAUUCGGCAAAGGUUUAAUUUGCCGCAAAGUUGA
Acanthocheilonema viteae is the source of this 540-nucleotide messenger RNA. NCBI's taxonomy places the organism in Eukaryota, Metazoa, Nematoda, Chromadorea, Rhabditida, Onchocercidae. The record is from the annotation of a GenBank genome assembly.